UAUGGAUCAAUGCAAUUCAUUCGGGUUGGAAUAAGUUGGAUGAUUGAGUUGUACACUUGUACUCCAGCGUAUAUCAUCAACCCGAAAUGUCAUGCCAAAAAAGAACCUUGAACACCGCGAGAUCUGUCAUUCGAAUACCGUGAUCCGAAGUGAUCAAUGAUUGCACAUGGAUCAUUUUUCCGCCAUCUCCAUUCGUUGCUCAAAUCUGGUGAAAAAGUUGAUGUUACUGUACUGUAAUUCGUGAAGGUUGUUUCAGACAAAGGAGUUGGGGGCGAAAGAUGCCAAGCGUCGGUGUGAAGCUUUAUAGUGUAUUCUUCAAAUUCAUGCUGAAGCAUCGGUUGCAGAAUCGAAUUCAAAACCAGGUUACAGACGGACCCGAUGGCAGCCGCACCGCCGCAUUUGGAGUCACUUCUCGGCCAGAGGAAGAGUCCAUCGCCGCCGCUAGUCCCGUCUUUACGGAUGGAGUGGCCACAAAAGAUAUACACAUUGAUCCGUUAACUUCUCUGUCCAUUCGAAUCUUCCUUCCCCAAACCUGCCUUGAUUUCCCUGAUUCCGAUUUCAGACUUCAAGCUAAAUCCAAGGUUAGGGUUACCGUGAGCAAGUCAGAGUCCGUUCCCGGAUCCGAUCCCAAUCAAACACUUAUUCGCCGAAGUAGCUACGGCUCUCCGGCCACUAACAAUAGAUCCAUUUCUCGAACGGAGAGUGUUAAUCAGAGUUUUAAUUACAAUAAUCACCCGAGAAGUAGUCACGGAUGCAGUGCAGAUGAUCUCAGUUUGGCAUCCACUAACGGGGUUUACAGAGGCUACUCACCUGCCAGUAAAAACUGCCGGAAGUUGCCGGUGAUAUUGCAAUUCCACGGCGGCGGUUUUGUGACGGGAAGCAAGGAUACUGUGGCGAACGAUAUCUUCUGUAGAAGGAUCGCCAAGCUGUGUGAUGUGAUUGUGUUGGCCGUUGGGUACAGGUUAGCUCCAGAGAAUCGAUUUCCUGCAGCUUUCGAAGAUGGGUUGAAGGUGCUGCAUUGGGUAGCUAAGCAAGCUAAUUUGGCUGAAUGUUGUAAGUCCUCAUUGGGAAGCAAGCAAAUUGCAGAUGCCUUUGGAGCAUCAAUGGUGGAGCCUUGGAUGGCUGCUCACGGAGAUCCGUCAAG
Messenger RNA from Cuscuta epithymum, 1144 nucleotides. The record is from the annotation of a GenBank genome assembly. Lineage: Eukaryota; Viridiplantae; Streptophyta; Magnoliopsida; Solanales; Convolvulaceae.